AUGCUUUUCCAUGCGCAUGCCAUUGCACCCCUCUUACUGAUUUACGGAGCCGUGUCCACUCAUGCUGCCACUUCUGCUCCAAUUGUCAACCUUGGCUACGCAAAAUAUCAAGGCGAAAUAGUGCAGGAUCAGACCUCUAACGCGACGCAUACGCGUUUCCUUGGGAUUCGAUUCGCCGCACCUCCAACUGGUGCUGCGCGGUUUAGAGAACCUAGACCACCUGCCCCGUUGUCUGGCAUACAGCAGAGUUCUCCGCCCCCCAUAUGUUAUCAAGCAAGUUUGAGUACCGGUGCAAAUAACCCAUACGGUGGAGAACAAUCUUUGCUUCAAGUCAGAGAGGAGGGUGGAAGAAUUUCUGAGGAUUGUUUGUUCCUAAACGUCUUUGUGCCUGGAGGGGGGCUGAAAGAGAAAGCGAACUUACCAGUUAUUGUAUGGAUACAUGGGGGUGGCUACGUGGGUGGAGGCUCUUGGAACUCGACUCUUGGUAAUGUAUACAACGGUGGAGAUGUUAUUCGACGGGCAGGUGAAGGUGUAAUUGUGGUCAGCAUUCAAUAUCGAAUGGGUUUGUUUGGGUUUUUGUCAGGACAAAAAGCGAAAGAGGCCGGUGUCUUGAAUGCUGGGCUUUUGGAUCAACAGUUUGCGUUGCAAUGGGUUCAGAAACACAUCAAUAAAUUUGGUGGAGACCCUCGUAAAGUGACCAUUUGGGGGGAAUCGGCUGGUGCAGGCUCUGUAUUUCAGCAUGUGGUAGCAAACGGCGGUAAAACGAACCCACCUCUCUUUAAAGCUGCUAUCACAUCGUCGCUUUACCUACCUCCACAAUAUAGGUACAAUGACCCUAUACCUGAGGCCAUUUAUGACGAGGUCGUCAGAGAAACAAAAUGCGACUCGUCAAGCGAUACGUUGAAUUGUCUCCGUCAGAUUGAUGCUGAAAUUUUGGGUCCCAUUAACUUCAAAGUCAACGACAAGGCGUUCUUUGGCACGAAUGCGUUUGUUCCAGUGAUCGAUGGAAAGUUUAUUAAGGACUUACCUUCUAACUUGCUCAAGCAAAAGAAAUUGAACGGGGAUUUUGUUUACGCCGUCACAAAUACCAAUGAAGGCACCAUUUUUGUCAAUCCCAGUACAGCUGAUACGCUGCAUGUGGGUCAAUUCCUAUCCCAAUUUUAUCCAACACUCGUCCCCGAAGAAAUUAGUGCCUUAGAGGCGAAAUACAGUGGCCUUGGGUCUAAUUUUUCUCAGGCUGUUUCAAUAGUAGGCGAAUCCAUCUUCAUUUGUCCCACAUACCGGCUGUUGUCAGCGUUCGGGGGUAAAGGCUACAAGGCCGAAUUUGCCAUCCCACCAGCGAAUCACGGAGAAGAUGUGAAUUACUACUUCCCGGACGCUUUCCAGGGAUUUGUAAGCCCUGUAUUUAACAAUUCCGAGUUUCAAAAGGCAUUUGCAGAGUCGUUCACGAACUUUGCAAUCUAUACCAACCCCAACAAAAAGUGGGAAAGUAACAUCACGCCAUUAUGGAAUCCUUGGGCUGGGUCCAACGAAAUACAUUUCAACAAGACAGAAGAUGGCUCCCCUGAUGUCAGAGCUGUCAAGACAUCUAGCUCUCUUCUGGAGCGAUGCAGGACUAUGAGAUUAGUGCUAGUACCAGUCAAUUAUGUGGGUGCACUGGCCUCUGUGCUUUUAUGA
This is a messenger RNA of Psilocybe cubensis, 1677 nucleotides long. RefSeq lists its product as uncharacterized. Lineage: Eukaryota; Fungi; Basidiomycota; Agaricomycetes; Agaricales; Agrocybaceae. The transcript is spliced from 12 exons. The record is from RefSeq and is a predicted model, not a curated record. Bases 1 to 1677 code for a protein of 558 amino acids.